This is a messenger RNA of Guillardia theta CCMP2712, 3045 nucleotides long. RefSeq lists its product as hypothetical. NCBI's taxonomy places the organism in Eukaryota, Cryptophyceae, Pyrenomonadales, Geminigeraceae. The transcript has 17 exons. The record is from RefSeq and is a predicted model, not a curated record. Bases 1 to 3045 code for a protein of 1014 amino acids.
AUGGACCCAAAGCUGGAAGCGCUGCUCGCAAAGCGAAGAGCAGCGGCUGAUGCCUCGCCGAGCGGCCCUUCUGCGAGGAAGGAGAGCAGCGUUCUGUCAGAGGAAGCUGAGACGAGGAGGAAGGGUGAGGAGGACAAGCUGGAGAACGCUCUCACGGCAAUCAGCACGCGCAUUCAGAUCCAUGAAGCGGUUUACGCAGAGGAGAAGUCGAAGCUCGAGGACGUCUUGAAGAAGUGCAAGGAGUGCGAGCAGAAUCUCCAGCAGCUUGAGGAGGAACAGAAGACCAAGUCGAAGAAGUGGAGUCCAUUCCUCAAGACGAACAAUGCGCAGAGGGCUCGAGUUGACGAGACGCGGAGCCAGCUCUCGAACCUCGUCUCUAUGCGUUUGCUUGCUGAGCAGAAGGUGGAAGGGGCGAGGCAGGCGAUCGAGCGAGCGAAGGUGGAGAAGGAGCAUGUGAUAAGCGCUCUCGCUGCUACAAGACUUCGUCGAGAUCUUCUUCAGAAAGCCGCGACGCUGGCAGAGAAACCGGCCAUGAAUGCUGGAGGCAGCGACUCGGAGGACGGCAGGCAGCAGCCGAAGAAGAAGGAGAUGACGCUGACUAUGAAGGGGAUCUCCCUUCCCGAUAAUGUGCCCAUCGCUCCUCCUUCAACCCCUGUCAAUGCUAGGAGCGGGGGCAGCCUAGGAGGAGGAGGAGGAGGAGGAGGAGGAAGCAGCGGAGGAGGAGGAGGAGGAGGAGGAGGAGGCAGCGGAGGAGCUGGAGGAGGAAAAGGAGGUGGUAGCCUUGGAGAGGGACGGGGCACCGAAGGCAACGAAGUUCUGCUUGCCCGUUUGGCUCGCGAGAAGAGGAAAGAGGACGAGGAAGAGAAGACGAGCACUCCUGAUCAGAAUGCUUCUCCUCCUGCCUUCUCCUCCCUCAAGCGACUUUCCCCAGUCGUGAUCCCCCACAGAUCGGCAGCGGAGGGGCCAGGGGAAGCAGCAAGCGCCUCGUCCAAGACAACAGAGCAGGUGAUCUCUGCCUCGACCUUGUUUUGGGUAACGAGAAGCAGGAGAAGGAGAAAGUGGAGGUUCCUUCUGCUAUCAAGAGGGCUGCAGCAGAGGUGCGGGGGCAGAGGAGAGCUCUGGCGCGAUGGGCAUGCGGGGCUGAGGUACUUGGAUGCAGGAGGACAGAAAGGGGAGCAAAGGAGGGGAGGUGAAGCAACAGCAGCAAGACGAUCUCAUCUCAUGCUCAUUGUCGGACGAGUCGUCGGACGAAGGGGUACGAAAGUUGGAGGGAAGGAGGAAGCAGGAGAGAGAGGAAACAGGGAGAGGAAAGAUGGAGGAAGAGGAGACAAAAACUGCUGGGACGGGGGAGAGGAGGUCUUUGAUCUGAGUCGUUCAGUCUCUCUAAAGCCCAUCGAUGAUAAUUAUCUGCCAGAAUUGUUACCAAUGGGAGAAGUAGACGAUCUCACUGCCUCCUCACAGUCUCGAGCAGAUACGAAGCUCUCGUCUUUAGAUCGUUACAUCAGGGGCAGCUCUCCGACUCGACUUGCACCAUUCAGCUACCGCCAGGAAGAGGAGCAAGUCAAGCCGCCUUCUCCCCGCUCCUCCUCUUCCUCUCCCAACGUCGGGCCUCUGCCUGCGGGAGCAGCUGACCCGGUGGGCUCUCAAGCAGAGCAGCCCUUCGGAUCUCUCGACGAAGCCAAGUCACUUAUCUUGCAACUACAAGAGACGCUUCGCAAGGAGACGAAGGCUCUCAAGAAGCGUCUUGAGUUCAUGGCGAAGUUUGUUGCUCCAUUCUCCCCCUCCUUGCGAUUAAAUUUUUCACGCAGGAUGAAUGGAGGAGGAGAAGACAGAGGAGCAGGAGCAGGAGCAGGAGCAGGAGCAGGAGCAGGAGCAGGAGCAGGAGCAGGAGCGCAGUACGACCUGGCGUCCAGUCACCGCACAAGCUUCCAAGAAGCAGACGAAAAGUCCAUGGCAGAAACGACGCAGCCACAUCGUUCAUACUGCACCACCGGAGGGCCGGAGGGCAUGGCACAGGAGGCGGCGAUGAAGCUAAGGGAGCGACUGCUGCAGGGAGCAGACGAUGAAGCUCUCGUCCUCCUCGAUCGCCUCCUAGCCAGCAUCUCCCUCCCGCCUCCUCCUCUGCCGCCUCCUCCUCUGCAGCGGGAAGACCAAGCAUCCAAGGCUGCCAGCAGCACACGCAACGCCUGCACCCAGGUGGAUCAGGCGGAGCUGGAGGAGGCGACAGCAGCUCUUCGCUCUCCUCGCGCCAUGAGCUACUCCAGCGUCGACACCAUCAGCUCCUUGGGGAUGUGGCACAUGCAUGAGCCGCACCUGGAGCACAGAGAAAGACGAGGAGCGGGAGGAGCGGGAGGAGCGGGAGGAGCGGGAGGAGGAGCGGGAGGAGGAGCAGUAGUGGGAGAGGUAGUGGGAGGAGGGAGGACGGAGCAGAGCCCUCUGGAGAAGGAGGUGCAGAACCUAAUGGAGGGAGCGAGGAUGGUGGGGUCGCUAAUCUCCAACCUCUUCGACCCUUCCAAGCUGGACAGCAGCGACCACCCGAUCAAGCAGAUCACCAAGAACGUGAUCAGAACGCCAAGGAUACACCUUCCCUUCUCCCUCCCAGCCCAGAACGAGGCAGAGGAGGAGGAGAAGAGCCAGCCCAGCAUGUCGAGAGGAGGGAAAGAUGCGGCGGAGAGGGUGAGGGAGCUGGUGCGGAGGGGGUAUGGGGAUCAGGAGAUUCUAGCUCGCUGCUCUAACAUGGCAGACAUGAAAAACAUCUCCAUCUUCAGGAUAAAGGCGAUCCGCAGGAGCAUGAGCGAGGAAGGCUCUAUCUCCCCGAGGAGGGAGCCGUCAGCGGGAGGCGUGAGGAUGAGCAAGCAGCUGACGGACAAGAUCGCCAAGUUGCUGCACGAGGGCAGGACGAACGCGCAGGUGCUGCGGCACUACACUCUGCUCAAGGAGGUUGACAGAGGGCUGAGGAUCGAGCAAAUAGAAGAGAGAAGAGAAGAGAAGAGAAGAGAAGAGAACAAAUUAGCGAUCGUUGCUGCCAACGGCACUUGCACAUGA